This is a messenger RNA of Cladocopium goreaui, 480 nucleotides long. NCBI's taxonomy places the organism in Eukaryota, Dinophyceae, Suessiales, Symbiodiniaceae. The record is from the annotation of a GenBank genome assembly.
AUGGCCUUCUACGUGCUGUUGGGUGUGACUGGGGAUACGUCGACUCGAGACAUCGAUCCUUGGCAUUGGUUACAGGCGGAGAAGGCGUACCGGCGACGUGCGGCCCAAGCGCACCCAGACAAGGGCGGCGAUGCGGCUGAGUUCUGCGAGUUGACGCUCGCUCAGGAUGUCCUGACGGACACGCUGCGGCGUCGUGCAUACGACACGGAGAUCCGCCUGGGGUUGCAGACUCGAGUGCCCAAGUUUGCGCCGCGACCGGACAGACCGGUGACCCUUGGCGCAUUGGGUUGUGGCGAGGUCAAGUCGACCUCCUUCAUUCGGGUGGGUGAUCAUCGCGACCCGGAAGGAUCCACGGCAAUGGAGCGGACCUCCGGCUGGCACAGCCGAGUUUUGUGCCUUGGCUCCGGUGCAAGAGCUACAGGGGUUCUGAAUUGGCGCAUGGCAGAUCAGCAGUUUGAUUCUUCCCAGGAGUUCCUGUAG